UGCAAUUGUUUUCUGGGGUGUAGCAGUCAACCCCCUCUCAGCGGUAAUGAGAGGUUAUGGCAGGGCAAAUGACACCCACCCACUCACUCCUUCGCAUCUCUUACACAGUGACUACUUAGCCAACCUAAGAGCUUCUGUCUUGAAUGACCGCAUAUGGGAGUUUCUGAUUGAUUGUUUACCACCUUAGACCCAGUUUUUUUAAACUGAGCCUUACCAUAACCAUAAUCCUAAACCUGUCUAUCGGCCUGGUUCCGGAGUGUGAGUGGAGACCCAGAAGUUUCUGGAAAGAGUCUCUGGUGUCACACACAGAUGGCCUGACCUUCUCAGUCACACACUUGUUUUUAUGCUCUGUUUUUGUUUUUAGCUAGGAUGCUAGAUUGCAUCAUCCUCCAUGGAGAACAACAUGUUGGGUAAUAUGAUUGACAGGUCACGGAGAACCGGCCCAGUUUGCCUAUUGGUUGUGAGGCAUCCAAAGGCAUCAAGGAGCCAAUAGUAACUGGAUUGCUGAUUAUUUUGUUGUGUGUGUGUGCCUGGCAGAAGAAGUAGCUUUAGUCAUUGAAUCAACAUGGAAAACAUGAUGGCUGGAUUUAUUUUGUGAGAUUAUCAGAUGGAGUUGUAUCAGGCGUCGUUGAAAUCAAAAUAGUGUUGGACAUCACUGAGCAGAUGGCCCCACACCUGCUACAACUGCUCCCAUACUGGGCUUGCUAACUUUGCCUCAAACUCGUUUUAAGGAUGGCUUUCUGUAAAAAUGUCAAGACUGAUCACACCAAACUGUGUUCAUGUGGGCACGUGACCGACAGGACCUGUGGUAGGGAGGUUGGCUUGCACUGAUACCAGUACUUAAGUUGAUUGGCCCAGUGUUUUGUAGAAGAUCACAUUUGUAAUUGUUAUGUGUGUGGUUAACCUUGAAGAAUUGAUGUGAUUCCAGAAAAUGGGCAUUGAUUUCUACAGACUUUGACACAGUUGAGUCAACAGAACUGUAUUUUAAUUCCUCUUCACACCUCAACGUUAAAAGAGAGCAGAAUGGAGGGGAAAAUCAUGAUCUCACACAUGGUCUUAUGGCAAGGUUGUCAUGACAACCACAUUCAUCAGAAGAACACAGGCUUCUUCCAAUAGGCUACUGACUCUGUAUUUUAGUUAUUGGCCAUGUGUCUUUGUUGUGUCUCAGUAAAUGGACUCCUAUGUGGUGGGCCCGGGUUAAUCUGCUGUCUGCAUGUCUGUCAUCCUCUGCUCGCCUUUUAUGCCCCUGGUGAUUGCACCACCCUGGUGCUUCUGGUCUUCCCCCAGAAUCUGGUUUCACAUGGUGGUUUAGAUUUGUGUUCCCAGUGUCUAGCACCAUAUGAAAUCAGUGUUCUUGAGGACAGGGGAACAGCACAGUGAAGGACACUCGUUGAAGGAGUCUCUCUGUCACCUGCUCUUCCUUAUCUCUUUCUCCAGUCAAAGAUGACUGAUUUCUUCUGGUGCUUAGAGUCCCUCUUCCUCCAUCUAGCACCAUUUGAAAUCGGUUAUAAAAAUGGAGAUCAAUUCAUCAGUCUUCCAAGUGAACACUCCAGUCGACUCCAAAUGAACUGUCAUGAAUGUGUCAUUGUUUAACUCUUUCGUCAUCUUGAUUCUAUUCGACUCUACUUUGAAUAUUGAAAGAAAGAUACUACUUUGAAUAUUGAAAGAAAGAUACGACUGUAUCUUUACCAAUUUAAAUGGUUAGGAAUAAAAUUGAACUAUUACCUGUCAUUUUUCUACAGUUCUUACAUCUCUCAUAUCGUCACAUAAUAUUGGGUGGGAGUAUUUGUAAACCUGUUUAGUACACCUACGUGAAUCCAAUCCGAUAUGGCAUAAUCUUCUUUAUUUAUUUUGAUAGUGACAGAGAGAGACAGAAAAGGCAGGGAGAGAGGAAGACAUGUAAAAAAUACCCUGGGUUGGAAUCGAACCUGGGCCACUGCAGUAAGACUGUGGCAUGUGUUACCUGGUGACCAUGGAUCCAUUACAUUUAAGGGUUAGUUUAGGUUUUAGGGCAGUUAUUGGGACCCAUCCCAGUUCAGCCAGCAUGACAACAGAAUGACACAGCAAAAACACAGAUGGAGGUAGAUAUCAUCAGGAACAUACAUAAGCAUUAUUGAAACUUCAGCCACAGAGGUUUCUGUUUCCUCAGGACUUUAAUAGGUUUAGACAGAGGAGGCAGAAAGCCCUCAAAGAGGAUUUAAUGACGGAAUUUCGACUUAUCUUAUCUUGGCUCUGUCCUUGUCGCCCUGAGUUACCAUGUCACACUUCAGAUCAAAUGUACACUUAGUCAUGCUGUAGAUAGAGUUCUUUGUUUGUAAUGUGAACUUGGCCAUGACUUUGGAGACCAUCCUGGAGAAUGGGGUCGGACUGAGAGAGGAACUGGAGGAGGAGGAUAAGAAGAACUUUCCUUUCCACAUCCAAGCCUUGGAAAGGACUUCAGGAAAGAAAGCCUCAGAGUCAGUACUCAAAUUAGGGGAUGUACCUAUAGCAGUAAAGGCCCGUGAGAUCUAUCAGAAAGCCAAAGUGAUGGAUUCUCAAGAGAUAUGGAACAUUCUACGAGAAGAAUCUGAGGCAAGGCUGGCGAGGAUAGAAAUGUCGCACAGCUGGCACACUGUGAUUGAGUCAUUCAACGAGAGGAUGGAGUGUAGGAAACUAAUGGAGCUGCAGGGAAGAUCUCAAAGCCACCGGAGUCGAGUGGCCCUCAUGUUCAAAGCCUCGGAAAGCAACCUCGACAGAACAACCCUGCUUAUGGCCAACAACCCCCUGCCAGACCUCCACAGCCAUCAAGAGGGGGACAGUCCCACCAAAUACUUGGCUAAUGACAUCCUAGCACAGCCAAAGAGGCUGGCUUCCAUUGGAGGCCCCUUGAAGGGUUUGCCUCCACUGAUGAAACCUUCCAAAGUUCCAUCCCAGAAACAGAAAAAGUUGAGCAUACCGCACAGGGCUCUAUCAGAAGUACCGACCAGUGUCUGUGUUCAGAUCUCUGAGAACUGGUCAAUGGUUUCAGACAAGGACAUAAAAGAAGAAGGUAUUACCAGUGAUACUGAUAUUAAUGAAUUCUGGAAUCCCAUUUAAGUGUGAUUGUUAGCUUUCCUGCACGUGUGUAUGUGCCCAGAACUGACCCAAGACUGGGAGUUCAAAGAUGAGAGCUGUGCACUCUGGGAGCCCCUAACCCUUUCUACCCUGCUGGAGACUUCAACCACCCUGACAGCACCUGGUCAUGGAGCAUUUCGGUAUGGACAGAGUGCCUACUGGAAAGAGAAAAGCAGCUCUUAACUCCCACUGGUUUAUAUAAUUGUACAGGAAAAUACACCAAUAAACAUUUACUAAGCA
This is a messenger RNA of Hypomesus transpacificus, 3333 nucleotides long. RefSeq lists its product as uncharacterized. The transcript is spliced from 9 exons. Lineage: Eukaryota; Metazoa; Chordata; Actinopteri; Osmeriformes; Osmeridae. The coding region runs from base 2332 to 3075 and encodes 247 amino acids. The record is from RefSeq and is a predicted model, not a curated record.